This is a messenger RNA of Puccinia graminis f. sp. tritici CRL 75-36-700-3, 1242 nucleotides long. RefSeq lists its product as uncharacterized. Lineage: Eukaryota; Fungi; Basidiomycota; Pucciniomycetes; Pucciniales; Pucciniaceae. Bases 1 to 1242 code for a protein of 413 amino acids. Gene Ontology annotation, biological process: regulation of transcription by RNA polymerase II. Gene Ontology annotation, cellular component: nucleus. The record is from RefSeq and is a predicted model, not a curated record. The transcript has 6 exons.
AUGCCCCCAGGAUGUAACAGGCAUAGCCUGAGAGCAUCCACAUCAGCAAACAACUUAUACCGGGCUAGCAAGCUCGGAUUAGUCAAUGACCAGACUAAGCUGUUCUGUAGGCUUCAACCGCAUUGGUGCACUUCGGGAGUGGAUGAUCAGAACGGUGGUUUAGGAGGACAGGCAGGCAUUGUGCUGUGCGAUUGCAAGGCUGGACUAAGUGCCUUAAUCCACGCUAAAUUAACAACUGAUGCGGAUGCUCUGACCAUCACUAUGAAGCGCAAGGCUGCACAAUCCUCCCCUCCUGUUCCAAAUUCAAAAGCUUCCAAGCCCACAUCCUCCCAACCAUCCGGAAACCAAAAUAUAAUCGAAAUAGACUCUGAUGAAGUAAACUGUGUCGACAUGGAUGAUAGUGAUUCCGAAAAUCCUACCAAAAGUCAAUCCUUGAAGCGAAGUUGGGUGUGGCUCCACUUCAAAGAAGAAGUCGGACCUCAGGCGGAGAACCUGGCUGUCUGUCAAGUUGUUCAAAGAGGUGGGAAAUUGUGUGGGGCUUCAAUGAAGAGAGACAAGAGCAAAAGUAUGAAAAAUCUCCACGGACACCUUUACAACAUGCACAAACUGGCGGAUCCAAAGCUCCUGAAGAAGACAAAGAAAUUGAGCCAUAUCGACAUUAGAACGUGGGCCAAGAAGGGUGAAUGCAAGCCAAAGGACACUUGGACUGCACCCAAUUGCACAGCCUUCAUGGGGGUAACCUCUCAUUUCAUUGAUGAAAAGUUUUGCAUGAGGGAUUUGACUUUAGCAGUUCCUCACAUUCAAGGAAGUCACACUGGCAAAAUGUUUGUGAAUCUCUUUUACGAUGUUCUUGAGAGCUACAGGUGUCUUGGCAAGGUAAACACUAUAACUGCCAACAAUGCCUCCGUAAAUAACAAAAUGGCACGGGAGCUCUCUCUUCAAAUCCGUGAGUUUGACACUUCAACAAGUCUUCUUGGAUGUAUCGCUCAUGUGAUCAAUCUUGCUUCCAAGGCUGGUAUUGCUGCCCUUGGAACAAUGGAGGAUGAAGAAGAUUGUGGUGACCAAGAAAUCUCAACAGUUGAUAUGGGAGCAUCUCACCCCACCAUUCCACCCCCUCCCCAGAUGGCAAUCAGUUUUGUUACUACCGAACCCAAUGGCGCCAACAUUGAUGCAAAUUCAAUCCUCAAGAGAGUCCAUGGAUUGUGUACAUAUGUCCGAUUCUCUCCUCAGUGUUGCGAAUGA